AUGGCCUCAGAAUGUCUCAUUUGCUUUGAGCUCAUUGACCCUGUGAUAAGCUACUAUAUUGGAAGCUAUAAUGCUGAACAUCAACCCGACUCCGAGGAUCCUGCUUGGGAGGCGUCUCGAUUUUGUUUGGAUUGUGUGAUGCAACUUAAGGCGACGCAAUACAAUAAAUUCGUUAACGACUGUGUAAAUAGUUCCUGUGAAAGAAGUAUGAGAAGACUUAUGGAAUCUGGCCCGCCUAUAUAUUUGCAUGAUGAACAUGGAUUCCCUCUUGCCAAAGAUUUCUCUCCCGUGUGGCUUAAGUACAAGGACAUCAACAAUGAAACGAUUGUCGAGACAUCACGACUAACAAAUGCACCAAUUGGAGAUGAACGACUGGCAGUAUGGAAUGAGUUAAAACAGUUUGUUCCAUUCCAAGAAACGCAUGGUACUUGA
Gregarina niphandrodes is the source of this 432-nucleotide messenger RNA. RefSeq lists its product as hypothetical. The coding region runs from base 1 to 432 and encodes 143 amino acids. The record is from RefSeq and is a predicted model, not a curated record. The transcript is spliced from 2 exons. NCBI's taxonomy places the organism in Eukaryota, Apicomplexa, Conoidasida, Eugregarinorida, Gregarinidae.